AUGCUAAUUUUAAUAAGUAAAUCUUAUACACUCAAAUAUAUGUAUACAACUAUAUCAUGCUUAAAAAUAUUGAAAAGAAAUUAUAUAAAAAAUCACUCUUACAAAUAUAUUCAUCCUUGGAAAUCUCUUUCACAAUUUACAGAUAAUCUUUUGAAUAAUAUAAUUUAUAAUAAAGAUGGAUUAGUAGCAUUAAACAAACCAUAUGGAAUAAGACGAAGAAUAUUUGAAUCAGAAAUAAAUGAGAUACGAAAUAAUGUUCCAUAUGGUGUAAGUUAUACAUUAGAGGAUGCUUUACCUUAUAUUGCAACACAAUUAAAUUAUCCAAAUUUAACUAUUGUUAAAUGUCCUGAAAUGUAUAUGAGUGGUAUUGCACUUUUAGCAGCAAACUCACGUGUUCAUCGUAGUAUAGAACUUUCAUAUAGCAAUUAUAAAUAUCCACUUAAUACUUACUGGAUAAUUACAGUUGGUAUACCAAAACAAUUGAAAAGUGAGUUUCAUUUGGCAAUAAAAGCAAUUUCAAAUCCUCAAUUUAAAGAAAGAAAACUAGUCCUUACUACAUCAUGGUCUCAGAAUGACAAAAAAUUGCGUAGAGUAAAAGUAAUAAAAGGAGAAUAUGAGGUAUUAUCCAACUCUACACUUAAUUUGUGUUCCCUGAUUCAAUUAAAAUCAUCUACUCACAAUAAGAGUACCAUUAGACUGUUUGCCGCUACAAUGUUAUACUCUCCAGUUCUAGGAGAUAAUAUUUAUGCAUCUCGAAUUCAAAAAGUAGGAAAUACUUAUGUAAGAGCUGACCCAUUCUUUAGUUGUCCUGGACUACCAAAAUUAGAUACAAAACUUCUAAAAUUAUUAGUUGUAAAACCUAGUGAACAAGCUAUUAUUCCUACUCAUAUUCAUUUAAAAUCAAUAAAUCUAUCAAAUUUUUUUGGAAGAACUUUAACAAUUGAAAGUCCUCUAAUGCCAUAUUUUGACUGGUCGUGUAAACAACUUGAAUUUAAGCAUUUAAUGUCAACAAUAGAUAAAGCUUGUUGA
Molecule: messenger RNA, 1029 nt
Organism: Heterotrigona itama
Lineage: Eukaryota; Metazoa; Arthropoda; Insecta; Hymenoptera; Apidae
Source: the annotation of a GenBank genome assembly